Lobosporangium transversale is the source of this 627-nucleotide messenger RNA. Its product is annotated as Sedlin. Gene Ontology annotation, cellular component: cytoplasm; nucleus; TRAPP complex. The transcript is spliced from 4 exons. Bases 83 to 547 code for a protein of 154 amino acids. NCBI's taxonomy places the organism in Eukaryota, Fungi, Mortierellomycota, Mortierellomycetes, Mortierellales, Mortierellaceae. The record is from RefSeq and is a predicted model, not a curated record. Gene Ontology annotation, biological process: endoplasmic reticulum to Golgi vesicle-mediated transport.
CUUAGACUUCAAGUCUUCUGUACUCCCAUCUACGCCAACGUCAGAAGGAAUACAUAGCAGGAAUUCAACGACAGCUUUCAGCAUGGCCAACAUCAACAUUAGCUGCAUUGCCAUCAUCGGCAAGCAGAAUAAUCCUUUGUUCAUUAAAAACUUCAAUGCUUCACAUGCUGAUCUUAAAUACCAUUAUAUCGCCCAUACAUCUUGCGACGUCAUGGAGGAACGAGCUGUAAUGAAGACACAGGAUAUGUAUUUGGGCGUCUUAUUUUCAAUGGAAGAUCUAUCCGUCUACGGAUACAUGACCAAUACUAAGAUCAAGUUUAUCACAGUGUUGACAGUUCCUGAUGUUAUUAUUAAAGAUCUCGACAUGAAAAAUGUAUUUCGACGGAUCCAUGCAGCAUAUGUCAAUCAUGCCAGUAAUCCAUUUUACGAGAUUGACUCACAAAAGAUGAUCAAGAGUAAAAAGUUUGAUCAAGAAAUCGAGGCUAUUGGACGGGGACGUCCACUGGAAGGUGGAAACAGAAACUCAAUAACGACAUCAAGUGCUUAAAAAAGAAAAAAAAAGAAUAAAAAUUAAGCGUGUAUAUCCUUUUUAUGUUAUUACAUAGAAAAUAAAUAAAACAUUUGGCC